Molecule: messenger RNA, 947 nt
Organism: Triplophysa dalaica
Lineage: Eukaryota; Metazoa; Chordata; Actinopteri; Cypriniformes; Nemacheilidae
Gene: hsd17b8
Product: hydroxysteroid (17-beta) dehydrogenase 8
Exons: 9
Coding region: 16-786 (256 amino acids)
Molecular function (GO): oxidoreductase activity, acting on the CH-OH group of donors, NAD or NADP as acceptor
Source: RefSeq, a predicted model, not a curated record
ACUACACUGACUGUCAUGGCGGCGCCCUCUCGUCUCAUAUCUAGAUUGACAUUAGUGACCGGAGGUGGAAGUGGCAUCGGUAGGGCAGUGUGUCAGAGAUUUGCCACUGAAGGUGCUUCUGUAGUUGUGGCCGACCUCAAUGAGGAAUCUGCCAAUCAGACGCUGGAACUCCUGUCACGUGACCGUAAAGGACAGGAGCACAUGGCCUUGGGGGUGGACGUGUCAUCAAAAGACAGUGUGGAGACCUUAGUGUCAAGUAUUCAGCGACGUUAUUUCCAGCCACCCUCGGUGUGCGUGAACACUGCUGGUAUCACUCAAGAUGAGUUUCUGCUCAAGAUGGAAGAAGAGGAUUUUGACAAAGUCAUUGGUGUUAAUUUGAAGGGAACUUUUCUUGUGACUCAGGCAGUUUCUAAAGCUCUGGUUUCUGCAGGCGCUCAGAAGGGAUCCAUCAUCACUCUGGGCAGUAUAGUUGGAAAGGUUGGGAAUAUUGGACAGAUAAACUAUUCAGCUUCUAAGGCAGGGGUUGAAGGUCUCACAAGGACAGCGGCCAAAGAGCUGAGCAAAUUUGGUAUUCGCUGCAACUGCAUCCUCCCAGGGUUCAUCACUACACCUAUGACAGAUAAAGUACCAGAAAAAGUGAUUAGUAAGAUCACAUCCAUUAUUCCAGUGGGUAGGAUGGGAGAGCCUGCAGAAGUAGCUGAUGCUUGUGCAUUUUUGGCCUCUGAUGACAGUCGCUAUAUAACAGGAAUCAGCAUUGAAGUUGCUGGUGGACUUUUCAUCGGCUGAACACUAUUUUGCUCUGUUGAACGCCUCUUAAAUGUUCAUCGUGGAGCCUUAACACCGGUUUAUUAAUUGUCUUGAGAAGUUUAUUUUUUAAUUCCUGUACACACAUUGUAUAAAAUGUAACCAAUGAUAUUUGAAAAUAAAUGUAUGAUAUAUUUAUAUAA